Messenger RNA from Diospyros lotus (date-plum), 666 nucleotides. RefSeq names its product 1-aminocyclopropane-1-carboxylate oxidase homolog 6-like. NCBI's taxonomy places the organism in Eukaryota, Viridiplantae, Streptophyta, Magnoliopsida, Ericales, Ebenaceae. The record is from RefSeq and is a predicted model, not a curated record. The coding region runs from base 1 to 666 and encodes 221 amino acids. The transcript is spliced from 2 exons.
AUGCAACAGUCGGCGAGCAACAAGGGCGAGGGCGAGGUAGGCAGCAAUCGAUCAAGCGAGGAUGCAGCAGUCGGCGAGCAACAAGGGCGAGGGCGAGGUGUUUAUCCUCCUCUUUAUCCUCAAAAGAGGGUUUCAAAGGAAAAGGGAGCUGGAACGGUAGCGACUGGUGAAGCCAGCGACAAUGGCUACGAUCAGAGAGCUGCUCUGAAAGCGUUCGACGACUCAAUGGCCGGUGUGAAAGGGCUUGUUGACAUCGAAAUCACCAGAGUUGUCGGCAUUUUCAUCUUUGAUAAGAGCGAGCUUGAAGAUCCAGCACGCGACUAUUCCCCUCACAAAGCCAGUAUCGACAUUAGCGUUCCAACGAUAAACAUGGAAGCCAUCAACCAAGGCAAAGCCGAGUGCGACGAGAUCGUCGGUAAGAUCAAAGACGCUUGCGAGAGCUCAAGAUUCUUCCAGGUGAUAAAUCAUGGUAUUCCGGUGAGAGUUCUAGACGAAAUGAUUGACUGGGCUCACUGGUUUCACGAGCAAGAUGGGGAGGUGAAGAAGUGGUUUUUUUCCCGGGAUAUGGGGAAGAGGUUCUUCUACAACAGCAACCAUGACAUGUAUUCAUCCAAGGCUGCUAGCUGGAGGGAUACAAUGUAUGGUCUUUACAUGUCGGAGCGAUAG